UUUAUAGUGUGUCAAGUGUUAGUCCAAAAACGCAGUAAUAAACCUCAUUUCCCACAGGCCAUAGCGGCAGAAAUCCUGAUCUCUCAUUGGUCCAGCUCUCCUACGAGCGACGAAGGCAGACAUGAGGUGGCGACGGUGGUGAGAGAGCCCGCUCGGCCGAGCGGAGCUCAAAUGAAGCGCACACACGGAGCAGCUCAUUCCGACCUGCAUAGUCGAGCGGCUCACGAAGAAGCUCCACGCCGCCAAAGCUGAACGCUGCUCCGGCUCUGAGCGAAGUCAAGGGCUCCGUCCAUGCGGAGGCUAGCGCUCAUUCUGCUGCCUUGUGCUGUCGCCGUCCUGGUGCACUUGUGGUUGGCACACAGACCUUCUUCCAGCCCGCCGGACAACAACACACACUCCGAUGUGGCGGUACAUUCAUAUGAAGUUUUGGUGGGAGUGCUGUCAGCGAGACAUCACUACGAGUUGCGACAAGCCAUAAGGGAGACCUGGCUGGGCUACGUCAAACACCACCCCCACUUCAAGCACAGAGUGGGGGUGAAAUUCAUCGUGGGCAAACAUGGGUGUCCCAUUCCCGAGGAGGACAGAGAGGAUCCAUACUCCUGCUCCAUCCUGAACUUCACCCAGCCAGUUACAGGACAGGAUACUGAGGCGGAGAUUGUGACGGCCUCUGACCCCUCAGUGCUCGUCCCGUCUGACGUUUCAGCAGUCGCCCUCGACUUCAAGGUCCUCCACCCGGUGGUUAUCACCAAGCUGGGGGUGUUUCCCAGAGGAGCCCGGCCUGAGCUUCAGAGCAACGUAACAGUGAAGCUUCUGCAGCUGGGCCAGGAGGAGGCAGUGGUCACUGCCCGCUUCAGUUCCAUCAGCACUGGGACCAUGGUGCAUGGACUCUGGUACAAACCUGUGGAGCAGUUCAUUUUACCUAAGGGUUUUGAGGGGACACUUGUGUGGGAGAGUCUGGACUCUUCUGGACUGACUACAGUCAACUCUUCCUCACUGAAGCUCAAUGACGGAGGUGGCGUCCUCAAGUUCUCCUCUAUAGCAGAAGGCAUACUGCCUCACAGAAGUGCUCUUGGAUUCCCUGGUUUGGCGGGAGGAUUUACGUUCACUGUAUACGAUGUGGAUGGUCUCUCUGGGCUCCUGCGAGGCCGCCCAGCCAGGAUGGAGCUGCAUGCCUCCAGGCUGAGGCACGAGGAUGCUACCUUACAGCAGGAGAGCCUGAGGCACGGCGACGUGGUUUUCGUAGAUGUGGUAGACACCUACAGGAGUGUGCCUUCCAAACUGCUUCAGUUCUAUAAAUGGUCUGUGGGAAACGCUGACUUUAAUCUGCUGUUGAAGACAGACGAUGAUUGUUACAUCGACAUUGAUUCGGUGUUAAUGAAGAUUGACCACCGGGGUUUAAAGCACAGCAAUUUCUGGUGGGGAAAUUUCAGGCAAAGCUGGGCAGUGGAUCGUAUUGGGAAGUGGCAGGAGCUGGAGUACGCAAGUCCGGCCUAUCCAGCAUUUGCCUGCGGCUCGGGCUAUGUGGUCUCCCGUGACCUGGUCCAGUGGCUCGCCAGCAACGCGGAGAAACUAAAGGCUUAUCAGGGAGAAGAUGUGAGCAUGGGGAUAUGGAUGGCAGCUGUAGGACCACAGAAGUAUCAGGAUCCUGGCUGGCUGUGUGAGAAAGAAUGCUACCUGGACAUGCUGUCGUCUCCACAGCACACAGCAGAGGAGCUGCACGUCCUCUGGGACAGGAAGAGGGCCUGCGGAGACCCUUGUGGUUGUCCCUGGGGCUCCUGAAUCUUGCGCAAACCACAGUCAUCGUGUGGCGUUGCGGGAAAAAGCACUCAAACUUUAGCUGUCAGUUCAGUUACUGUGGUUUCCUUCAAGAAAAGAAAAACCUCAGGCUCCGACAGUGUUUUCACUGGGUUUUAUGGUCAUUGUUAGAUUACAUUGAAUCUCAAAAUGUAUGAUAAUGUAAAGUAUUUUACAGACUUUUAGAGUUCUCUAACAGGUUCUACAACUACCAAAUUAUAAAGCUAACGAACCAUGUGCAGCGCCACGAGGCAUUGAAAGAUCUUUAGCUGUAGCAUCCUGCCACCAUUUGUACCACAGGCCUUUAAAAGACAAAACAUUUCAGCGCUGACUGUGAUGAAUGAGACGCAUGUGCAGUUCACCACGCUGCUGAAAGACACAAAUACUCGAUUACAUUAUAGAUAGUACUCUUAUAUUUGACGGCCAUCGUGACAGACAUUUCAUGGACAUCACUGUGUUUUAAAAACCACUGCUUCGUGUUGGAAUAUUUUGUCAGUCCUGAGCUUCUCAUCCUCUUCUUCCUCCUCUGCCUCACAGUUUGUAGGUUAACGACCAACUUUUCUCACCGACACAAAAGUCGAUUCCUGUCAUUGUGCAAAUAGUGAUGUGGCCUUACUGUACAUGUUCAGUGUAUGUGGACUUAGAUUUAAAUCUGUGUCAAUGCAGCACAAGUUUCGCAGUGAUCCAGAUAAAAAAAAGGGACACUAGUUUGAUGAAACCCUGCUCAGAUGUAAUAAAAGACCUGUGAGAGAUGGA
Messenger RNA from Cynoglossus semilaevis (tongue sole), 2550 nucleotides. It is a transcript of the gene b3galnt2, whose product is annotated as beta-1,3-N-acetylgalactosaminyltransferase 2. The record is from RefSeq and is a predicted model, not a curated record. Bases 292 to 1779 code for a protein of 495 amino acids. Gene Ontology annotation, biological process: protein O-linked glycosylation. Gene Ontology annotation, molecular function: hexosyltransferase activity; UDP-glycosyltransferase activity. Gene Ontology annotation, cellular component: Golgi membrane. The transcript is spliced from 12 exons. NCBI's taxonomy places the organism in Eukaryota, Metazoa, Chordata, Actinopteri, Pleuronectiformes, Cynoglossidae.